Messenger RNA from Canis lupus familiaris (dog), 1785 nucleotides. RefSeq names its product RIB43A domain with coiled-coils 1 (gene RIBC1). The record is from RefSeq and is a predicted model, not a curated record. The coding region runs from base 486 to 1637 and encodes 383 amino acids. Lineage: Eukaryota; Metazoa; Chordata; Mammalia; Carnivora; Canidae. The transcript has 8 exons.
GGCUUCCGGCGAGAGCGGAACCAGGGGCGGGGCGUGGAAGUUUUGUUGAUCCGUUGCCAGGGCGCGAGCUUGAAACAAGAGUUGGGUCCCGCCCCCCCUUUCUUGUUGCGUGGCAACGCAAAAGGCUGACUCUGCCUACCGAACCUUAGAGGAGGCAGUGACGGCGGACUCAGCAGCUUUUCAGAUCCGAGGAAGCAGACAGGACUGGAGCCCACCCUUGCUGAGACAGAAGUGACAGCAGAGUUAUGCCCUCCAGGGCAAGAGGAAGGUGGGAGCUUAGCUGUGGCUUUAGCCUGGCCGGCCUGAAGGAUCAAACAAGAACAGGGUCGGGAAUUGGAAGGACCCCCAGGACAGAGGGGCCAGCGGGAGGACGCGGUGUUGGAGCUCAGGGACUGCUGCUGUAGCCCAAGAACAGUCUUGGACCUGAGCCACUUGUUGGCUGCUUGAGCUGGGAGCUUCAAAAUUGACACUCGUUGCUAAGAAAGAUGUAUAAGGUAGACGUGUCACCAGAUCCAAAGGAGGUGGCGGCCAUUGAGGCUAGAAGAAAUCGAGAAAAAGAUCGACAGAGCCGAUUCUUCAAUGUGCGGACCCGAGUCAUGGGGGUGGAUGUCAAAGCCCUCAACAGCCAGGUGGAAGAGCGAAAGCUUCGAGAGGCAACAGAGCAGAGCAAGGAAGCAGCUUAUGGUACCUACCAGAUGCAGUAUGAUCUGGUAGCCCAGAUGCUAGAGAAGGAACAGGCAGAACGAACACGUCGGCUGGCCAGGAAAGUCCAGGAAUUUCGGGAGCAAAAGCAGCAGCUCAAGAACAGACAAGAAUUUGACUUCUGGGAUCCUGGCCGUUUCUGCAUGGAGUUUCCAGGCCGUUUCGGUGACAGUGACCCCUACUAUGGCCCAGCCAGCCUGCAGUGCUUUGCUGGAGAGGACCUGGACAGGGCUGCAUGCCUGAAAAUGCAGCAGGAGCAGUUCAAAUACAGCCUGGAGAGGCAACUGCAGGAGCAACGACAAGUCAAGGUUGAUGAGAAGUGUUCAGAUAUGCUCAAUGACCAGCUGCGCCUAGCCAUGGACAUGCGGGCCACCCAGUUGGCCAAGCUAGAGGAGUCCUGCCGUGUGGCCAUGAUGUCUGCCAUGGCCAAUGCCAACAAAGCCCAGGGGCCCCACCAGGCAGCUGAACUGGCUGAACGGCAGCGCCGUGAGCAUCAGCGUGAACAGGAGGCCAAUUUCAUGGAGAUCCAGAACCAGAUCACGAGUGACCUACUGACUGAGAACCCUCAGGUUGCUCAGCACCCAGUGGCUCCCCACCGGGUCUUGCCCUAUUGUUGGAAGGGCAUGACUCCAGAGCAGAGAACUGCCAUCAGGAAAGUCCAGGAGGUGCAACGCCACGAAAAGGAGGCACAGCGCCAGGCCGAACAAGCACUGGAUGUCAAAUGGGAAAACCAGGCCUUGCACUCAGCCCAGGCAGCAAUGGAGUUAGAAGAGCAGGAGAGGGAACUUUGUGCUGAAUUUCGAAGGGGUCUGGGGUCUUUCAAUCAGCAGCUGGCUAUGGAGCAAAAAGCCCAGCAGAAUUAUCUGAAUUCCAUAAUCUACACCAAUCAGCCUACAACCCAAUAUCACCUGCAGUUCAACACCAGCAGCCGCUGAGCUCCAAAUGACCAUCAUUCUCUUCUCCCUCACUGAGCUCAUGAAAGCUGGGAGUCAGAGAGGAAGAGGCUGCAGACUCCCUUCCCAAAUCCAUUCCCCCACUAUCCCUGCCUUUGGCCCUAGAUAAUAAAGUUAUUACUAACAUCAA